Messenger RNA from Lotus japonicus, 2988 nucleotides. Its product is annotated as zinc finger CCCH domain-containing protein 30-like. The coding region runs from base 295 to 2415 and encodes 706 amino acids. The record is from RefSeq and is a predicted model, not a curated record. Gene Ontology annotation, molecular function: metal ion binding; protein binding. The transcript has 2 exons. NCBI's taxonomy places the organism in Eukaryota, Viridiplantae, Streptophyta, Magnoliopsida, Fabales, Fabaceae.
UUAAUAAAUUCGCCCUAAAUUCUCUUUUCUGCAUUUCAUUUCCAUUUCAAUUUCUUCUUCUUCUUCUUCUUCUUCCAUGUUUUCUCGCUAUCAUCGAUGGAGAGUGAAGCCUUAACUGUUCUCCGUUUCAGAUCUCGUUGCUUCCUCGUUUUCCUUGCAUCUUCUCCUUCUUCUUCUUCUCUCGUUUCGCAUUUCGGAUCCUGAUCGCGUUAACUGAAUUCAGCACGUGAGGCGAGCUAGAGAAAUCAAAAUCUCCUUCAACUUCUUCUUUCAGCUGGACAAGUGUCGACUAAUAUGAAAACGCUAACUGUGAAUACUGAAGAUUCUUUUUCCAGUUUACUGGAACUUGCUUCUAACAAUGAUUUUGAAGGUUUUAAGGAGCUCUUAUACAAGGAUGCUUCGUCGAUUAAUGAGGUCGGGCUCUGGUAUGUCCGGCAAAAUGGGUCGAAACAAAUUGUUCUUGAGCACAGGACUCCUUUGAUGGUUGCUGCUACCUAUGGUAGCAUUGAUGUUCUGAAGGUUAUACUUUCGUGUCCAGAAGCAGAUGUGAAUUUUGCCUGUGGGGUGAAUAAAAGCACUGCUCUUCACUGUGCUGCCUCCGGUGGGUCUGUUAAGGCAGUUGAUGCGGUGAAGCUUCUUUUAUCAGCCGGUGCUGAUGUCAACUGCGUGGAUGCGAAUGGAAAUCGAGCUGUUGAUGUUAUUGUUGUCCCUCCUAAGUUGCAGGGCAUGAAAGCAAUUCUUGAGGAACUCCUCUCGGACAGUGCUUCUGAUGGCUCUGUUGGUGGCAUCUCUGUUCCGGUGUCUGUGAAUUCUUCUAGUCCUGGUUCACCUGUGCAUUUCUUGUCACUUGAAAAUGGGAUGCCAUGCUCUCCUUUGGGCUCACCGCGUUCUCCCGGGGCUGCAAAGUUAAAUGAUGCAGGUAUCAGCACAUUCUCGGAGAAGAAAGAAUAUCCAAUUGAUCCAUCACUUCCUGAUAUAAAAAAUAGCAUAUACACUACGGAUGAGUUUCGGAUGUUCUCAUUCAAGGUUCGUCCUUGUUCACGAGCAUACUCCCAUGAUUGGACUGAGUGUCCAUUUGUUCAUCCUGGAGAGAAUGCUCGUAGGAGAGAUCCCAGAAAAUUCCACUACAGCUGUGUUCCAUGCCCUGAUUUUAGGAAAGGGGCUUGUAGACGUGGAGAUAUGUGUGAAUAUGCUCAUGGAGUAUUUGAGUGCUGGCUACACCCAGCUCAGUAUCGGACACGCCUCUGUAAAGAUGGCACUAGUUGCAACAGAAGGGUGUGUUUUUUUGCUCACACUGCAGAGGAGUUGCGUCCGCUGUAUGUGUCCACUGGAUCUGCUGUUCCUUCGCCACGAUCAUCUGCCUCUGCUGCUAGUGUCAUGGACAUGGCUGCCGCAAUGAGCCUUUUGCCAGGUUCACCUUCGUCAAUCUCUUCCAUGUCUCCAUCCCACUUCGGCCAGCCCAUGUCCCCAUCCGCAAGUGGCAUCUCACUCUCAUCUCCUUCUUGGGCACAACCUAAUGUGCCGGCCCUUCAUUUGCCCGGAAGCAAUUUUCAAUCUAGUCGCUUGAGGUCUUCUCUUAGUGCUCGUGACAUUCCACCUGAAGACUUGAAUAUGUUGCCUGAUUUUGAUGGCCAGCAGCAUGUUAUGAAUGAUUUGAGCUGUUUCUUACAGCCCCGUUCUGGUGCUGUUUCUGCGAGUCGAUCUUGUCGGUCUAAGAUACUAACUCCAUCAAAUUUGGAAGAUCUCUUUUCUGCUGAAUUUUCUUCAUCUCCCCGAUAUUCUGACCCAGCAAUGGCUUCUGUUUUUUCCCCAACACACAGAUCUGCUGUUAUGAAUCAGUUUCAACAGCUUCAAAGUACGCUGUCGCCUAUAAAUACCAACAUGAUGUCUCCUAAGAAUGUUGAGCAUCCUCUGUUACAGGCCUCAUUUGGCGUUGCUUCUCCUGGGAGAAUGUCACCUAGAAGUGUUGAACCGAUCUCCCCAAUGGGCGCUCGACUGUCGGCAUUUCCUCAGCGUGAGAAACAACAGCAGCAACAGCUGCGGAGUAUUAGUUCAAGAGAGCUUGGUGCCAACAACCCUGCCUCAGUUGUUGGCUCCCCUGCAAGCCCUUGGUCUAAGUGGGGAUCUCCAAAUGGGAAGGUUGAUUGGUCUGUAAAUGGAGAUGACCUCGGUCAUCAAAUGCAAAGAUCAUCCUCAUUUGAACUGAAAAAUAAUGGGGAAGAGCCUGAUCUAUCAUGGGUCCAAUCCCUGGUGAAGGAAUCCCCACCUGAGAUGAUGAUGAAAGAGAAGUUUGCAUCCUCUGGCCCUGUUGCAUCUGCUGAAGGACUGGAUCCCAAUUCCCAAAUUGAAUCCGUUGAUCAUUCUGUGUUAGGAGCUUGGCUUGAGCAAAUGCAGCUGGAUCACCUUGUAGUCUAAUCAAAUUUGACCCUUUACAUCUUAUUGAGAUAGGUAUUUAAUAUCUUAAGGUACAUAUUCUUUUGGUGAUUUUUUUGGGAACAAAUCAGGGAAGAAAAGUUGUAAUGGAAGGGCUGCAAGGUUGCCGAAGGAUAUUAUAUAUUUUUUCAUUAAAAAUAAUUCUCAUUCAUUAUUUUACUAAGAGCUUCAGGAGUGGUGAACAAGCCCCUUUUUGAGCUGUUGUGAUGUUCAAUAGGAGAGAAAAUCCUGUCGAGGUUUUGUAUUUUUCUUCAAAAAUGCCCCGUUUCAGGAUUAUGCCUUUUUCCAUUGUACGUUUAUUCUGAAGAGAACUAAGCGAAGAUGGCUUCGUUUGAUUUCAAGUACUUCAAGUAGCUUCCUUUGAUUUCAAGUACUUCAAAAAUUGCUGUUGCAUAUUAUCUUUAUUUGAAAGGAAUAAUUAGAUGAUGAUCUGUGCUGUUGAAUAUUUACCACAGAUCGUAUGAAAUAAUUGUACUGCCUUUGAUGUAUUACAUGGAAUUGUACUACAAUUUCGUUUUUCAAAUUCAAAUGCAAUGCACUGUUUUCUGGUUGCUA